CUCUCCUUCACACACACACACAUACACACACACACACAUACACACACACACCCAUAGCCAGCAGCUCAAUCCCAGUGAGGCUCAAGCCCCUCCCUGCAUCAGGCACCCAGCCCCUCCCUGACGCCCCUCUGCCACUCUUUGCUGCCCAAGGCACCAGCACAGCUUCUCCCAUCAUGGCAGACUCCUGUUUUUCUGGGCCCUGUGUUCCCACAGCCUCAGCCGCCUCAGUCUGCUCCAGUGAUGUGAGCUGUGGCAGCAAUGUCUGCCUGCCCAGUUCUGGCAUGGGCUCUUCCUGGCAGCUGGACGACUGCCCAGAGAGCUGUUGUGAACCUGGCUGCUGUGGGCCCUCCUGCUGCCCUGCCCCAUGCUGCACACCAGCCUCCUGCCUGACCCUGGUGUGCCGCCCAGUGUGCUGUGUGCCCGCUACCUGCCAGCCAGUGUGUGCACCCAGCCCCUGCCAGUCUGUGUGCACCUCCUCCUGCUCCGCAGACUGCUGCCAGCAGUCUUGCUGCCAGCCCACUGCCUGUGAGUCUUCCUCCUACCAGCAGUCCUGCUGCCCAGCCCCUAGUUGUGCUGCCUCUCCUUGUGCAGUGCAGUCCUACUGCUGCCUACCCCUCUGCUGCCAGCCCAGCUGCUGCAUUGCCCUCCCUGUGUGCUGCAAGCCCAGCUGCUGUGUGACCACAGCCUGUGCUCCAACCUCCACCUGCUGCCAGCCCAGCUGCUGCCGCCCUGCCUCCUGUGUGUCCCUCCUCUGCAGGCCAGUGUGCAGACCAGCCACCUGCUGUGUGCCUCUCUCCUGCAAACCCUCCUGCUGCACCACCACCUCCUCCUCCUCCUGCUGCUGUGCACCCUCCUGCUGUCCAGCCACCAGCUGCUGCCGCCCUUCCUCUUGUGUGUCCCUCCUCUGCCAGCCCACCUGCUGCAAGCCUGCCUGCUGCACUGCCACCUCUGGCUCAGAGUGUGCGGGGAUGGCCCUGUCCAUGGGCCCAUCUGCCAAUAAACUGCAUCAACUCACCAUCCUGGCCUCUCACUUGCCCUUUUUCCUCAUCCUGGGCCUGUGGAGGGAGGGGGAGCACAAAGCCUGCACAGGACAGCCUGCCAAGCCCAGGAGGCCACAGCAGACAGUGCAGGAAGUGAGCACCACAGCUCGCACAUGCUGCUCAGGCUUGCUGCCAUACAGGAUGCAGCUGCAGGGGCUGCAGGGUCCAGCCUGCCACCAGGUGUACUGGCAGGGCCUGGGCACACAGCAGGAGGGGGAGCACCUGCCGGCUCCACAGACUGCCUGGCAGCUGGUCACUACAGGGCAGGCUGAGCGGCAGCAAGAAUGGACACAGCAGAGGGGCUGUGGAGCAGCUAACACCAUGUGCCACACCAGCUGCUCCACUGGCUGCCAGCCAAGCUGCUCCGUGCCCCUGUGCUGCAAGCCAGUCUGCUGUGUCCGUCCUUGCUGCCGCCCGGCCUCCUGUGUGACCCUGCUGUGCCGCCCAGCGUGCCCUGUGGUGACCAGCUGCCAGGCAGUCUGUGGAGCUGGCAGCUGCUCCCCCUCCUGUUGUGUGUCCAGCCCCUGCCAGUCCACCUGCUGCCAGGCUAGUCCCUGUAGCCUUGUCUGUUGUGUGUCCAGCCCCUGCCAGUCCACCUGCUGUGGGUCCAGCCCCUGCCAGUCAGCCUGCUGUGUGCCUGUGUGCUGCAAACCCGCUGUGUGUGUGCCUGUGUGCUGCAAGCCCGUGGCCUGUGGGGUCCCCUCCUGCCAGAUCUCCUGCUGCCAGCCGGCUUCCUACACAGCCCUGGUCUGCAGACCCACAUGUACUCCGUCCUGCUCCCGGCCCACAGCUCCUACCUGGACUGCUGACCAUCUGUCCAUCCUCAGGACAGAUGAGCUUGGAGCCAAGCCUCCCUCCUCCUGCAUGGCCUUGGUCACCAUGGAGGGAUUCCUGACUGCACCAAUGGCCCUCCUGGAGUCAGGGUCUUGGCCCCCAGGGUUGUCCUUCAUGGAGAAGAGUUGGGUGUUUCAUCCAUGGCCUCAGCACAACAACACACAUGCCAGAAAUGUGGGGACCAGAAUCCAUACACGUCCCAACACACCUGCAGGCACCCAGACCCUCCCUGACGCCCCUUUGCCACUCUUUACUGCCCAAGGCACCAGCACAGCUUCUCCCACCAUGGCAGACUCCUGUUUUUCUGGGCCCUGUAUUCCCACAGCCUCAGCCACCUCAGUCUGCUCCAGUGAUGUGAGCUGUGGCAGCAAUGUCUGCCUGCCCAGUUCUGGCAUGGGCUCCUCCUGGCAGCUGGACGACUGCCCAGAGAGCUGUUGUGAACCUGGCUGCUGUGGGCCCUCCUGCUGCCCUGCCCCAUGCUGCACACCAGCCUUCUGCCUGACCCUGGUGUGCCGCCCAGUCUGCUGUGUACCCGCUACCUGCCAGCCAGUGUGUGCACCCAGCCCCUGCCAGUCUGUGUGCACCACCUCCUGCUCCGCAGACUGCUGCCAGCAGUCUUGCUGCCAGCCCAUUGCCUGUGAGUCUUCCUCCUGCCAGCAGUCCUACAGUUGCCUACCCCUCUGCUGCCAGCCCAGCUGCUGCAUUGCUCUCCCUGUGUGCUGCAAGCCCAGCUGCUGUAUGACCACAGCCUGUGCUCCAGCCUCCUCCUGCUGCCAGCCCAGCUGCUGCCGCCCUGCCUCCUGUGUGUCCCUCCUCUGCAGGCCAGUGUGCAGACCAGCCACCUGCUGUGUGCCUCUCUCCUGCAAACCCUCCUGCUGCACUACCACCUCCUCCUCCUCCUGCUGCUGUGCACCCUCCUGCUGUCCAGCCACCAGCUGCUGCCGCCCUUCCUCUUGUGUGUCCCUCCUCUGCCAGCCCACCUGCUGCAAGCCUGCCUGCUGCACUGCCACCUCUGGCCAAAAAUCCUGCUGCUGAACACAGGGCACUUGGCCUUUUCCACCCCUGACCACCUUCUGUCAGCCUCCUGCAUACAGCCCCCAAAACAUCAGGCUCAACAACUGGCCAAGGAAGCCAGUCCACCAAGCUACAGCUGAGCACAUCACCCACCCCAGCCCACCCAGGGUCUCCCACAAAGCUCCUCCAUCCCAAGGCUGACCCCAGUCACAGCUCCUGCUUC
This is a messenger RNA of Dromiciops gliroides (monito del monte), 3111 nucleotides long. RefSeq names its product keratin-associated protein 16-1-like. The transcript has 7 exons. The coding region runs from base 174 to 2909 and encodes 911 amino acids. Gene Ontology annotation, cellular component: keratin filament. The record is from RefSeq and is a predicted model, not a curated record. NCBI's taxonomy places the organism in Eukaryota, Metazoa, Chordata, Mammalia, Microbiotheria, Microbiotheriidae.